Molecule: messenger RNA, 177 nt
Organism: Fusarium verticillioides 7600
Lineage: Eukaryota; Fungi; Ascomycota; Sordariomycetes; Hypocreales; Nectriaceae
Exons: 1
Coding region: 1-177 (58 amino acids)
Source: RefSeq, a predicted model, not a curated record
AUGUCUUUCUCCAACCUCUGCAAGGUCGCUCCCGUUGAUGCCAAGGCCCCGACCACCACCAACACUCCUGUCGACAUGGCCAACCCCAAGUGCAGCUGCCACUGCGGUUGCAACAAUGUCGUUACGUUCUCCGGUGGGAACCUCUGUGAGCCCUGCAACGACAACCACAACCAGUAG